Rangifer tarandus platyrhynchus (Svalbard reindeer) is the source of this 2703-nucleotide messenger RNA. NCBI's taxonomy places the organism in Eukaryota, Metazoa, Chordata, Mammalia, Artiodactyla, Cervidae. The record is from the annotation of a GenBank genome assembly.
AUGGCAGGGUACGGCUAUCUGGGGCUGGGGCUGUUCUGCUGGGUCCUGCUUGCUGUUCCUGCGGGCCCCCAGCCUGCCUCCUCUGUCCCAGGGGCCCCUCUCACCACUUUGACCCCCCCACCCCAGAGUGAGGCCUCUAUGCUGUCUCUCAACCUGGGACUUAACUUCAAAUUCCACCUUCGGGGACCAGCUGCUGUCUGGGGGAACCCUAUCACGGAGACCCAGGCACUUUCUCCCAGGCCGAGCCGGGAGCCCAGGGCAGAGGCAGCCGAUGGGCUGAGGACUGACCCGCUUUGGGAACUGCUGAUGGGCUCUCUCGGAAACUCCCCGCCAGAGUGGGGCUCUGCAGAAGGCAGCUCUACUCCGCGGGCCUCCUCCCCGGCUCUGGAGUCCGCGUCCCUCCUCUCGGGGCCUGCUGAUGGGCCCACUGUGCCCUAUCGGCCCGGGAUGGGCACUGUGACCUGGGACACUGCUCUGACAGCCACGGCAACUCCAUCCAGUGCGCCCAGGCUCCGCCAGAGCGAGCUGGAGCUGAAGUUCAACGUGGCGUUGAGAGCAGGCGCGGCCCCCACGCUCGGGCAUCGAAUGCUGCCCCUGCUGCCCAGCCUGCGGGCCAGCCUGGCAGAGAUUGCUGGGCGCCUGGGACCCUUUGGGUUCUUUGGCACUACAGUGUCCCCGCUCCGGAACUUAUCAGGCCCGAGUCCCCCAGGCCCAAUUACAUCCCCAGGCUCUGCCUCUGGAGUUUCAGAUUCUCCAGGAUUCUUUGGCACCACUCUGUCCCCGCCCCCAUCCCCCCAGGAAAGAAAGCUCCCAAGUCCAAGGCCACUGGACCCAGCUGCUUCUCUAAGCUCUGCGUUAAUUGCAACAGCAUCAUUAGAGUCCACCACCCCCACCUCUGGCCUGGACGACCCCUCUCCUGCCAGCCUUGGGAAACUUUCGGUGCAGCCAGAGUGUGGGCCAGGGUCCUGCAGUAUCAGAGAGCGGCCUGAACGCGAGGGGCAGCAGCCUGCAGCCCCCCUGCCCCUCUUCUUCCUGACCCUGGAGGCCGACUGGGCAGAGGCCAAGGCUCGCUGGGGUCUGGCCUGGGAGGCCCACGUGUACGGGGUAGGCGCUCUCUUCGGCCUGGUGGCCCUGCUGGCGCUGCUGGCGCUGGCCCUCCUUCCUUGGCGCUGCCCACCCGGCGCCCCCUGCCUGGCGCUGCUGGACAUGCUCCUGCUCUCGGCCGGGACCACGCGGGCCUUCCCGCUCUUCUACGACGCCUACGGGCACCGCGACCGGCUGCCGGCGCUGGCCUGGCUGCUGCUGCAGGACCUCCCGCUGCCCUGCCUGGCCGCCGGCCUGGGCCUGGCCUGCCUGCUGCUGGCCCGGCCGCGCCCGCCGCGCUGCCCCGCCGGCCUGGCCGCGCUGCUGCUCCUGGGGCUGGGGCUGGCGGCCGCCGCCGCCCUCGGGAGCGCCGCCCACCGCCCGCUGCGGGCUCUGCGGCUCGCCUCCCGCGGGCUGCACGCCUUCCUCGCCGCCCUCCUUUCCGGGCUGCUGCUGGCGCUGUCCUGCUGGGGGGGCCGGCGGCGGCGGGCCGGAGCGCCCCUGGGAGGGGCCGGCUUCAAGGGCGCCACGCCUCUCCCGCAGGCGCGCAGCCCCUUCGGCCCGCGCGAGUCCUGGAGGCGAGCGGCGCGCACGGCCCCGGUGGCCGGCACCUUCGGGCUGCUGAGCGGAGCUCUGCAGGGCUACGAGGUGCUGCACGCCCUGGGCUACGGCGGCCAACCUGGCCUGGAGGGGCCCUGGCCCUGGUGGGCCUUCCAGCUCGGCCUGCGCCUAGGCGAGGUGGGCGUUGCGCUCCCGUUGGCGCUGCUGGGCCUCUACCCCGCGCUCUGCAGUUCCCGCGUGCCGCCGCGCUGCUGGGCCAAGCUCUUCCGCCUGUCCCCGGGCCAUGCCGCCCCGCUGCUGCCCGGAGGCUGGGUCACCGGGGCUCCGGACAAGAAGCCGCUGGGGAGCUCCAUCGCGCGUGGCGACGCGGAACUGCUGCAGCUGUGCGCCCUGGCCGGACCGGGCCCCGACCUCCUCCUCCAGGGAGGAGGCUGCCGGAGCUUCGAUGGCGCGGCCGCCCACCCGGCGCCUUCCCCGGCCUCGUCUCCCUGCAGCGAUGACACCGUGGACUUCCGCCCGCCCUCCCCCAUCAACCUGAGGCGCAGCAUCGAGGAGGCCCUCUGCAGCGAAGCCCUGCUGGCGCCCGGCCUCUUCCAGGUCCCGGCCUUCGGGGAAACUCUGCCUAGCCUUGGCGUCUACCGCACCGCCUCGCUGGGGGCUCAGACCGGGGCCGGGCCCAUUGGGAGGUCUGGGGAGGCCCCUGGCUCCCCGGCACCCCGCGAGGUCCCCUCUCCUGGGACCUGGCCCGCGGGCAGCAGCGCCUCCUCCGGCUCGCUGUGCGGACUCUCGCGGGACAGCUCGUCCGUUCUCCUAUGCUCCAGCCCGGACAGGGCCCCGCGCUGUCCGCUGGUCUGCGUCCUCAGCCCUCCGCGGCCCUCAGGAAGCAGCCCCAGCCUCCCGGCCUCAGGAUCCUACCAGGCCCUGUCCCCACCCUCCCGCGACUCCCCAGAACCUGCUCCUGAGCUGCAGGCCGAAGAGGCCUUGCUGCAGGAGCAAUUCCUGGACGCCUGCCGACAGAUUGACGAGCUGAGCAUGGGCAGCGACACCAUAGACCUGUGA